Molecule: messenger RNA, 1770 nt
Organism: Striga asiatica
Lineage: Eukaryota; Viridiplantae; Streptophyta; Magnoliopsida; Lamiales; Orobanchaceae
Source: the annotation of a GenBank genome assembly
UUUGAAUUUCUUCUCUCUCCCUUUGCAAAAGCAGCAGAAAUCAUCAUUUCCACCUUCACCUUCAUCACAGUAUCACACUACAUUUUGAAACCCCAUAAUUCCAAUCUAUUCAUUGUGGUUUGAGUUUAAACCAUGAAUUCCGUUGAAUCAGGACGGCUGCUGUUGGCGGCGUGCGGCGGAGACACCGUGAAGCUGUUUGACCCCUCGUUGGAGCCUCAGAACCCUUGCGUUCUCACCUACUCUCCGUCUCCAGGCUCACGCGUAAAUUCCAUCAAGUGGAACCACAACAAUUUAGUUUUUGCCAGCGCCGGUGAAGAUGGUAAAAUAUCACUAUGUAAGAAAAACGGGCAAAGCUUGUGGAUGGUGCCAGCCAAAAAUGCUAAGGGCGAAAUUGUUGAGCCGUCCGAGUCUAUAGCAGCUAUCAGCUUCAGCAAUAAGGGAUCUCGAUAUCUUUGCUCGGGUGGAACUGGUCAAGUUGUUCGAAUAUGGGAUUUGCAGAACAAGCGUUGUGUUAAAUGGUUGAAAGGUCAUAGUGAUACUAUUACAGGUGCAAUGUACAAUUGCAGAGAUGAACAUAUAGCUUCUGUCAGUCGUAAAGGAGACCUUAUACUUCACAACCUUGCUUCCGGCACAAAAGCUGCUGAACUCAGGGAUCCUAAUGGACAGGUUUUGAGCGCUCUAGAUUAUUCUAGAAUGAGCCGGCACCUUUUAGUGACGGCUGGUGACGAUGGAUCCAUUCAUCUGUGGGACACAACAGGUCGCAGCCCAAAGGCUUACUGGUUGAAACAGCAUUCUGCACCCACCUCUGCUGUCAGUUUCUCACCAUCCAAUGAUAAGAUAAUUGCUAGCGUCGGUCUGGAUAUGAAAUUAUACACUUUUGACACCGGAUCAAAGAAGCCAUCUUCUUGUAUUCCUUAUGAAGCACCGUUUUCUUCACUGGCAUUCUCCGACGAUGGAUUAGUCUUGGCAGCUGGUACAAGCACGGGCCAGGUUGUGUUCUAUGAUGUUCGUGGGAAACCACAGCCAAUAACUGUUCUUCGUGCAUAUGGGAAUGCUGAGGCUGUCACAAAUCUAUGCUGGCAGAGGUCAAAGCCUGUAAUGGUUAAUGAAAAUAACUGCACAGACGAAACUAUUCUUUUGGCUGGUGAUGUUGGUGAUUCCAUCCUUAUGCCUGAUCCACUCCCUUCUAAAUCGUCAUCAAGCCUUUCAAUGCCCUCAAUGGUGUCCGGAUCUCGAAAUUCUACCUGUUCAGGUACCCCUGGAGAUUUAUAUUCAUUUCCUGCAGGAUCUGCAUUAUUAGGUGGUCUAAGCUUACCUGCUUCAGAGGAAACACCUCUUCGCAGCAGCUUAUUGACAGCCGGAAAUCUUGGAAGGCUGCAUGCACCUCGGAGUUAUAACUUCAAGGAUGAUAUGGAGGUUUUUUCUCCCUUAGUGGAAAUCCAACCAAUUACACCCUCUCUCGACAAAUUGUGGGAUGAUCGGGAUGGUGGAAACAAAGACCUUGAUAGAAAACCAUCUUUUCUGUUGUCUCGGAGGUUUGGCCUCCCAGAGCAAGGCUCCAUCGAUAAUCAUCCAAUUUUGGACUGGAAAACAAACUCAUCAACCAAGCAGUUGACAUCUCCCCCUGCUGCAUCUACACAUAAUGAUGAUGAUUCUUCAUCCAUAACUCCUCCCGAAGAUUGGGGUGGCCAGAGAACAUCUGACAAGCUGAGUCACCAUCAUCGGUUAUUUUCUUUAGCUUUCCGAGCGACUGAGAAGUUCAGGGAGCAA